AUGAAUGUGCAAGCGCAUUUUUCCGGGCAGAUCUCUGGGCAGGUUCCCAAUCAAUUGCAGCCCCAACAAAAUGGGAAUCAACAGAUGCAGGGUUUAGCCGCACCUAAUGCUCCUCCUACUGGAGCUGGUGCUGUUUCUCAUCCUAUUAAUGCGUACAGGGUUGAACCCGAGCUCCACAAAGCUCGGUUGUUUAUGCAACAAAAAAUAUUUGCAAUUAUUGUGCAGCGGCAGUCUCAGCCGGUUGGCGAUCCACAGAAAGAAAAGUUUAAGGAUAUCGCAAAACGCUUAGAGGAGGGUCUAUUUAAAACAGCUCAGUCAAAGGAUGACUAUUUGAACAUGAAUACCCUAGAGAGUCGUCUGAGUAGUCUGCUAAAGCGCACCUCUGCAAAUAACCACAAUCAACGGCAUCCUCAUCUUGUUAAUUCUUCGUCAUCCAUUGGUACCAUGAUACCAACUCCUGGUAUGUCAAAUAGUGGGAAUUCAAAUAUGAUGACUUCUUCUGUUGAUACCAUGAUGAUUACUUCCAGUGGAAGUGAUAGCAUAGUACCUACACCUGUCAACACAGGGAGCCUGUUGCCGUCUAGUGGCAUGCAUGGUGGUUCCUAUGGUAGAUCGGAUGGAAAUUUGUCUAAUGGGUAUCAGCAGUCGCCAGCCAAUUUUUCCAUUAGUUCUGGUGGAAAUAUGUCAUCUAUGGGUGUGCAAAGAAUGGCAAGCCAAAUGAUUCCAACUCCCGGAUUUAGCAAUAACAACAAUAACAACCAGUCUUACAUGAAUGUGGAAUCUUCUAGUAAUAAUGGUGGUUUUUCGACUGCUGACUCUGCUAUGGUAUCACAGCCACAGCAGCCAAAGCAGUACAUUGGCGGUCAGAACAGUCGCAUACUGGCGAACCUUGGCAGCCAAAUGGGUAGUAAUAUUAGGACUGGCUUGCAGCAGAAAUCAUAUGGAUUUGCUAAUGGGGCCCUAAAUGGGGGUAUGGGGAUGAUGGGGAAUAAUUUACCGCUUGUUAACGAGUCUGGUUCUGAGGGCUAUAUGACUUCCACACCAUAUGUGAAUUCACCUAAACCGUUGCCACAGCAGUUUGAUCAACACCAGCGACAACAAAUGCAAGGUGAUGGAUAUGGGAUGAGUAAUGCUGAUUCUUUUGGAUCUGGAAACAUAUAUGGUGCUGUAACAUCUGUUGGAUCAAUGAUGAAUGCUCAGUCUAUGUCCAAAACUAACUCUUCUCUUGUAAAUAAUCAGUCGAAUUUGCAUGCCCCUCAUCAAGCUGGACAUAUAAAGCCUCAAUCACUUGAUCAGUCUGAAAAGAUGAAUUUCCAGUCGUCACUUCAACAGCAGCAACUUCAGCAACAUUCUCACCAACAGCAACAACUGCAGCAACAUCCCCAUCAAUUUCAACAGCAGCAAUUUGUUCAACAGCAACGUUUACAGAAGCACCAAAGUCAGCAGCACCAGCAUCUGUUGAGCAAUGAUGCAUUUGGUCAGUCUCAGCUCACAUCUGAUCCUAGCAGUCAAAUGAAGCGCGAGCCUGGAAUAGAGCACCAUAAUGAUGUUUUGCACUCACAAACCUCAGACCACUUCCAAAUAUCUGAAUCACAAAACCAAUUCCAGCAAAAUGUGGUUGGAGACCAUUCUAGGAAUGCACAAACUCUCCCUCAUCCAUCUGGACAGCAGGACAUGUGCUCAUCAUUGACGCAAAAUUCGCAGCAAAUGCAGCAGAUGUUGCAUCCACAGCAGUUGGUUUCAGAGACUCAGAACAAUUUUAAUGGCCUUUCUGUUGGGACACAAUCAGAUUCGGCAUUGCAGGGUCAAUGGAAUCCACAAUCUCAGGACCGGACUUGCAUACCAGGGAGCGUUUCACAUGAGCAGCAUGUCCAAGAGGAUUUCCGCCAGAGAAUAUCUGGACAAGGUGAAGCUCAGCGUAAUAAUUUAGCAUCAGAAGGAUCCAUUGUCAGCCAAACAGUACCUCCUAGAAGCACAUCAGAGCCCCAAAAUUCAAAUGGUGUCACCUAUAGGUCUGGAAAUGCUAACCGUGACCGGCAAUUUAGAAAUCAACAGAAGUGGCUUUUGUUCUUGCGGCAUGCCCGUCGAUGUCCUGCCCCAGAAGGUCAAUGUCCUGACCCUAACUGCACUACUGUCCAAAAAUUGUUGAGGCACAUGGACAGAUGCAACUCCACUCCGUGUCCGUAUCCCCGAUGCCAGCACACCAGGAUAUUGAUUCAUCACCAUAGGCAAUGCAGAGAUGCAGGCUGCCCUGUUUGUAUUCCUGUUAGAAAUUAUCUAGAGGCACAAAUAAAAAUACAAAUGAAGGCACGCACUCUUCCAGCCUCAGAUUCUGGUUUGCCAAGCAAAGGUAGUGAUACUGGAGACAAUGCAGCCCGAUUGAUUUCAAGAACUCCAUCAAUUGCUGAAAGCUCUGUAGAUCUACAACCUUCUCUAAAACGAAUUAAGAUAGAGCAAUCUUCCCAAACUCUUCAACCUGAGAGUGAAGUGGCUGUCAUAUCAGCAUCUGCAGUCAGCGAUACUCAUAUACCCCAGGAUGUCCAGCACCAAGAUCACAAACAUGGUGAUAAUUGUUUGCCAGUUAAGCCCGAGUACAUGGAAGUGAAGUUGGAAGUACCUGCAAGUUCUAGACUAGGAAGUCCUAGUAAUAGUGAGAUGAAAAAGGAUAACAUGGAUGAUGUCAGCAGCCAAAUGCCUGCAGAUGAAUCCAUGGUACAUGGUGAGCCUGCCAGUUUCACUAAGCAGGAGAGCAUUAAAGUUGAGAAAGAAGCUGACCAACUUAAGCAAGAAAAUCCUAUGCAGCUUGCUGAAGCUGGAACCAAGUCUGGGAAGCCAAAAAUAAAGGGGGUAUCAUUGACUGAACUGUUCACGCCUGAACAAGUGAGGGAGCAUAUUACAGGCCUCAGGCAGUGGGUUGGCCAGAGUAAGGCUAAGGCAGAAAAGAACCAAGCAAUGGAGCAUGCAAUGAGUGAGAACUCUUGUCAAUUGUGUGCAGUUGAAAAGCUUACUUUUGAACCACCACCAAUAUACUGUACACCCUGUGGUGCUCGUAUUAAACGGAAUGCAAUGUAUUAUACCCUGGGAGCUGGUGAUACACGGCACUAUUUCUGUAUUCCAUGCUAUAAUGAGGCUCGUGGGGACACUAUUCUUGCUGAUGGGACUGCUAUUCCAAAGGCUAAACUUGAGAAGAAGAAAAAUGACGAGGAGACUGAAGAAUGGUGGGUUCAAUGUGACAAAUGUGAAGCUUGGCAACACCAAAUUUGUGCAUUAUUUAAUGGUAGAAGGAAUGAUGGUGGGCAAGCUGAAUAUACUUGUCCUAAUUGCUACAUAACAGAGGUUGAAAGAGGAGAGAGAAAGCCCUUACCACAAAGUGCGGUUCUGGGGGCUAAAGAUCUGCCUAGAACAAUACUCAGUGAUCAUAUAGAGCAGAGAUUGUUUAGGAGACUGAAGCAGGAAAGACUGGAGAGGGCCAGGGUGCAAGGGAAAAGUUUUGAUGAUGUUCCAGGAGCAGAAUCACUUGUAGUUCGAGUUGUUUCAUCUGUUGACAAAAAGUUGGAAGUGAAGCAGCGUUUUCUUGAGAUAUUUCGGGAGGAGAAUUAUCCAACGGAAUUCCCGUAUAAGUCUAAGGUCGUUUUACUGUUUCAGAAGAUUGAAGGUGUUGAGGUAUGCCUAUUUGGCAUGUAUGUUCAAGAAUUUGGAUCAGAAGCUCACUAUCCAAAUCAGCGUCGUGUCUAUCUUUCUUAUCUGGAUUCUGUGAAGUACUUCAGACCUGAGAUUAAAGCAGUGACUGGAGAGGCUCUCCGUACAUUUGUUUACCAUGAAAUUUUGAUUGGAUACCUUGAUUACUGCAAGAAAAGGGGUUUUACAAGCUGCUAUAUAUGGGCUUGCCCUCCAUUAAAGGGUGAGGAUUAUAUCUUGUAUUGCCAUCCAGAAAUCCAGAAAACGCCAAAAUCUGACAAACUCCGAGAAUGGUAUUUAGCAAUGUUACGAAAAGCUGCCAAGGAAAAUGUUGUUGUUGACCUCACUAAUUUGUAUGACCAUUUCUUCAUAUCUACUGGUGAAUGCAAGGCAAAGGUCACAGCAGCUAGGCUGCCCUACUUUGAUGGGGAUUAUUGGCCUGGUGCAGCUGAAGAUUUAAUCUAUCAACUUAAUCAAGACGAAGAUGGGAGAAAACAAAAUAAGAAGGGAUCUACCAAAAAGACCAUUACAAAAAGGGCUCUAAAAGCAUCUGGCCAGGCAGAUCUUUCUGGUAACGCAUCAAAGGAUCUGCUACUGAUGCAUAAACUUGGUGAGACAAUUUGCCCUAUGAAGGAAGACUUUAUCAUGGUUCACUUGCAGCAUUGCUGUUCCCAUUGUUGUAUCCUAAUGGUAUCGGGCACCCGUUGGGUUUGCAACCAGUGCAAAAACUUUCAGAUUUGUGAUAAGUGUUAUGAAGUAGAACAGAAACGUGAAGAAAGAGAGCGACAUCCCAUCAACCAAAGGGAAAAACAUGCAUUCUAUCCUGUUGAAAUCGCUGAUGUACCUGCUGACACAAAGGAUAAAGAUGAAAUUCUUGAGAGUGAAUUUUUUGACACAAGACAGGCAUUUUUGAGUCUUUGUCAAGGAAACCAUUAUCAAUAUGACACUUUACGCCGGGCUAAACACUCCUCAAUGAUGGUCCUUUACCAUCUCCAUAAUCCAACUGCUCCUGCAUUUGUGACAACAUGCAAUAUAUGUCAUCUUGACAUCGAAACUGGUCAAGGCUGGCGUUGUGAGGUUUGCCCUGAUUAUGAUGUAUGCAAUUCUUGUUAUCAAAAGGAUGAGGGUCUGGAUCAUCCUCAUAAGUUGACAAAUCAUCCAUCCCUGGCUGAGCGUGAUGCACAGAACAAGGAAGCUAGGCAAUUGAGGGUUCUGCAGCUAAGGAAGAUGCUUGAUCUUCUGGUGCAUGCAUCCCAAUGCCGUUCUCCGCUUUGCCAAUAUCCUAAUUGUCGCAAGGUGAAAGGUCUUUUCCGGCAUGGGAUACAAUGCAAAACUCGUGCAUCUGGAGGCUGUGUUCUGUGUAAAAAGAUGUGGUAUCUUCUUCAACUUCAUGCUCGUGCAUGCAAAGAAUCAGAAUGCCAUGUUCCGCGCUGCAGGGAUUUGAAAGAACAUUUGAGGAGGCUCCAGCAGCAGUCUGAUUCCCGACGAAGGGCUGCUGUGAUGGAGAUGAUGAGGCAGAGAGCUGCCGAGGUUGCUGGCAAUUCUGUGUAA
This is a messenger RNA of Dovyalis caffra, 5229 nucleotides long. NCBI's taxonomy places the organism in Eukaryota, Viridiplantae, Streptophyta, Magnoliopsida, Malpighiales, Salicaceae. The record is from the annotation of a GenBank genome assembly.